AAUCAAUUAUAGGGAACGCCCCCUAACAACGACAAAAGCGUGCUUGGUGAAUAUAGUGUAAAUUAGUGUGAGGAAUUACGCCUUUUGCUUAUUCUGUCGACGGUUGCAGUGGCAGAAACAGGUUGAAAGGGUGCUCGAGGGAUGUGAGCUAGCAAGAUGGCGACCGUACAAGCAGCGUCGCCAGUAGAUCUGGCGGAACUCGCCAAAGCUCGGCGGACGGAGGCAAUGCCAAAACACUCCCUGUUUGGGUCCACUCUGGAGAUACACAAUCAGAAUGAGAUGGACCAAAUACAGAAAAUCGAUAUUUCGAAGCCUGGCAAGCAACCCCGCAGGAAAGGACGUUUCCAACUUCCAGAAGAAUUCCGUUCUCAAUUGCAAGAGUAUAAAGUCGUGGAAGCAACGAAAGAAGAAAUAGAAAAACAGAAAGAAGAAAUAUCGAAGACAAAAAGGGCCAUAGAAAACAUGGAAUUUAAUGCGUUAAAUUUUGAUUCAGACAAAAUCAAUCGUGUGCCUCAGAGAGCAGAAUCCGGUCGAUCGCCAUUAUCCAUGUCAGAUAACGCUGUCAAAUUUGCCAGGGAGAUGAAUAAGAUUGGAUUAAACGACAGAAAUAGUUACAACAGGGACAAAUAUGGGCAUAAAGCCCCUGUACAUCAGUAUAGUCUGUGUGGCGACAUUUUGCGGCCCGGAAUGGAGACCGUAAGACGAGAAAAAACAGAGUAUCCGGCAUUUGUAGGCCACAGUGAACGACACAGAAAGGCUCCAACCGGAACUCCACGUCACGCCUCAGCAGGUCCUGCCGAACCUCGUAGCGUCGUACCACUGCCACCCAAUAUACGUCACCAGUUCGGUAGUCGAGUUUGUGAUUUUCUUUUAUCAGACGAGAAAAAAGUUGAAAAUACAGUUAAUGAGCAGAAGUUGAGGAGACAGCGGCUCUUGAGACCAAGCAAACAUCUGGAUAUCCCCGAUAUGGAUAAAGAGUUAAAACCAGAAUACGAAAUGCUCGGAAAUGCCAUGCGCCAAAAUAUUUUCCCCGGUUAUACGAUGAACCACAAGAAAAGCAUGACGAAGUUAGCCUACGAUGACAGCGUGCAUCUGAGGAGGUACCCUGACCCAGACCAAUGGCGUUAUCAAAGAGACGAACUCAGUACUUGGGCAGAACAUAACGUUCUUCAAACGAGGAUGAAAAAGGCUUGGGAAGCCUACUUUUUGGAGACACUCGCUAAGAAACAGCAGAAAGCAGCAUAGAUCUAUAUUUAUAUAAUUUCUAUUUUGAAGAAAUUUAUAUACAAAAUGCAUGUUUCAGUUAAGUCAUAUAAACAAUACAUAACUGAGAAUGUGUCUGUUUAUAUUAAUUUGAAAUAUUUUUGUGUUGCACCUAUCUUCCAUCAUGGCACAUUAGGGACUACUUUCGUACUACUUUUCCUACAUAUCAGGUACAUGGGCGGAGCAAAAUAUUCUGUAUGAGCGGAUGAGGAAAUCGUUUCGGGAGUUCUUAAGUUCUAUGCCAAAAGCGGAGAGAAACUGGGAAAAGGGAUCCACCUCAAAGCCAAAACCUAAAACAGCUCCAGUUCAACCUAAACCGAAGCCAAAACCGAAGAAACAGCCUACAAAGUCUAAACCGGAAGAGCCAGCGUUUGAGGAAAUAGUUUUCAAAACACCGCCAAUCACUCCGCCACCACCUCAACCGGAAAAAGUGGCAUUAGCGCCAAAAAAAGAAAGAGACCAAGAAUUUUGGGACCUAUAUGAUAAAAAGUGAGUUUUAUUCCACCAGUGGGAGACAAUUUUUUCACGAAUUAGGAUACAUGGUGCUUGUUAACUUAAAGAUAUGUAACAUCACGCCCGAACACGGAACAUUUAUAUCAAAGAAAUAUGGCUGUGUUUUUUUUUUCUUUUUCUUUACCUGAAUAUAUAUUUAUUUUAAUUAUAUGUGCAAUCAUUUUAUUCACUCUUUUAUUUUUACACAGCCAAUGUUUUGCCAAUAAAGGCAGAAUAUCCGUCUAUUCAUUUGCUACAGAAAUUGUUAAAUCGUCGAUCACAUUCAGUAUUAUUAUAUACAUGUGUUGUAGAAAAAAGUAAUACCCUGUAUUUGAUAGCCACUGUAAAAAAAACUACAUAAAUUAACACUAGGAUGUAAACACCUCGGCCCGUCAAGGAUCAGACUCAAAUAAAACCUUAACGAAACUGCAUUUUUUUCAGUAUCCGAGAUACUAUAGAGAUAUUAUACGAUUGCGUUAGUAUAUUAAUGCCCUGUGCUAUACUACGCUACAGGCGCUUGUGAACUAGAAAUUAUUUUUGUUGUAUAAUUAAGUGAAUGGUGCACCAAUCGGUUGGUCUUUGUUGUCCAUGCUUUAUCGGCGACAAAAAAUUUCAAUUGUUAAUAAUCGUACCGAAUACUUUCAGGCGGAAUCUUAUAGAAACACCACGAUUUUCUUGUUUUCGAUUGCAUGUGCAAGUAUGUAUGGUUAAAGUAAGAUAUAUUAUACAUGGGUGCCGAAUGGCUGCAUCAUAUUCUUUUCUUGUUAUGUGUUCUGUGAAGUUUGUGUGUUAUAUGUUGUGUUUUUGAAUACUAUUAUCAAGUACCAUGUAUUUGAUGUUUUGGCCAAAGUGUAUUUGUUAGGUACUGAGCAUUUUAACUCUCUGUGAUAAGCAUUGUUUGUGAUACUUUUUCAUAUUAUUGAUGACUCUAACCACACAUGGCUGAGAGUUUUGACUUUCCGUGUCAUAUGCAAUUCAAAUUAUACCUCGUGUUGUG
Molecule: messenger RNA, 2752 nt
Organism: Pecten maximus
Lineage: Eukaryota; Metazoa; Mollusca; Bivalvia; Pectinida; Pectinidae
Exons: 4
Coding region: 157-1245 (362 amino acids)
Source: RefSeq, a predicted model, not a curated record